Alternaria alternata is the source of this 285-nucleotide messenger RNA. RefSeq names its product ankyrin. The transcript has a single exon. The record is from RefSeq and is a predicted model, not a curated record. Gene Ontology annotation, molecular function: protein binding. Lineage: Eukaryota; Fungi; Ascomycota; Dothideomycetes; Pleosporales; Pleosporaceae. The annotation marks the transcript as partial.
CUGCUCCGUCUCGGCGCGACGACGGACACGUGUGACCAGGCUGGCCGCUACCCCAUUCACCUCGCCGCCGUUAGACCUACCACGGCCAACUUUGCCGUCCUGCGUGACGCCAACGCCAAUCUCUACGCACGUGACAACGCCGGUCGCACGCUGGUGCAUUUCGCCAUCGUGAGUGGGAAUCUGCAUCUGCUCCGUUGUGUGCUGCAGGCCACCAAUGGCCUACUCCAUGCACCCGAUGCCGACGGCUGGACUCCGCUGCACUACGCCGCCAGAGGCACCUACUAC